This is a messenger RNA of Linum trigynum, 2690 nucleotides long. The record is from the annotation of a GenBank genome assembly. Lineage: Eukaryota; Viridiplantae; Streptophyta; Magnoliopsida; Malpighiales; Linaceae.
UGUCUAUUUUUUACCCAAACCUUUUCAAACUUCUUUUAUUUUUAUCCAAACAUAUCAAAAUUCUAUUUAUUAUCCAAACUUAUUGUAACCGAUCAAAGUCUGGGCAUUCGUUCUGUUACCGUUACUUAUUUCGUAACGGACCUCCACGUUAGAAAUGAAUACAUAUUCAAUUUCAAUUUUAAUUUAGAAAAAAAAAAAAAAACACAACUCGUCCGACCAACUCCCUUAGCUUCUUCUUCCUCAGUUCUCCGCAACCAUUGCUGGUGAAACCAGGAGCUCGCCCCUUCCUUUCUCCGGCACCGCUGCUAUAAUCUUCUUCCUCCAACCUUUUCUUCCUCACAGAACCAGACCUUUGAAACCCAAAAAAUCGCAACCCCCAAUCUUGCCACAAAACCGUUACGAUUCUUCCUUGAACAUGGAUCUGAGUCGGCUCAGCCUAGACUGGAACACCUCGUGUAGGAUCAACGCCGCUAUCGCACAGACCUCAUUCUUUUCCCAGCCAGUCAAAUUUCCCCAAAUUCAUAAUUUCAAUUCCUUCCCCCCAACCCUAAUUCCAAUUAAAAUCCCUAAUCCUAGAGUUAGGGAGGGAGAGUGGGGAAGUGAGAGAGAGAUCUAGAUACAUACCUUCUUCUUCUCCUCUCUGAGGUCCUUUGCACCAGACCCACCCACGCCGGCGGCGCCUUGGUCAUAUGUGUCGUCAUUUUGGACUUCUGGUCCUACCUCCGCUUCCUCAAUUGAAUGUCAGAGGCGCUCAAGAUGCCGAAGCCGGAGAGCAAGAUGCGGCGGGGUGAAAUUUCAGGCUGAGGGCGAUGCUUGUUAUACCGGUUUGGGAGGAGUUGGUCGAUGAUGACUCCGCAAACCUUAAGAUUGAAGAUGGGCGAACUAGUUCCUGCCUCCCUGGACUCGCGAACUAGCGGCAGGGGUAUGAGCGCUUGAAUCAUAGAGAUUCCUCGUCGGCUAGAGAGGAGAUGGGUCUCUACGACGCUGGCGAGAUCGACCGAUGAAGCUGCCCGUCGUUCUUCCUCCUUGGCUCAGAGGCAAGGCGGCGAUGCCCCUUGUGUUCUCAUUCAUGUUUGGGCUCGGCGGCAGAGGUCGGAGCUGAGGCGGGAAUUGCUAGGUCUGGAGACGUGAAGAGGGCGUCGGGAUUUUGUUCAAGAAAGAUGAGAUGAGUGGAGGGAAGUGAGGAUUGAUUUCCAGGUGCUGCACCAGCAGGAGGAGAGGAGGGUGCUGUGGACGGCGACUCACUUUAUUAAUUUUUGUUUCUAUUAUUUUUUUAAUUAAAAUAUAAAAUGAUAUGUUGCCACGUCAGAAGCCAACUCAGAUUCGUUAUGUCGAGUCAGCAAUAUUAACGGAAAAGUUGACGAUGAGUUAACGAUUGGUUAAUUCAUAGUAUUUUGAUAGGUUUGGACAAAAUAAAAGAAUCUAAAAAAGGCUAAUGUAAAAAAUAGACAUUGGCCUAUCUAUUAUCAAAUAUUUUGGAAUGCAACAAGGAAACUGAAAAGUCAACAUGUCUAAGAUAAGAUGACUCAGAGCAGUGAGGUGAAACGGUCCGCUGCUGUUCCGUUAUUUUUAUCAUUAUUUUACUGCGAAGCCGUAUUCCCAGUCUCUCCUCUCACUCUCUUGUUUCUAUUUUUGGGGUUCCGCGUAAAAGUAGAAGCUCGGGCCAUUGCUGAGAGAGCUGAGGAGAGGAACGCUAGAGGCCGAGCCAGAUACACGAAGAAGAGGAAGAAGAAGAAGUUGGGAAAAUAAGAGAGGGAGAGGCGCUAUGAAAGAUGACAUCCAGGAGACCCCUAAAACUUCUUCGAAUUCCAAGUCUCGCGGGGCGGUUCGAUCUGUCGACACAUAUGCCGCACAAUGCCAUAAUUGCAUGAAAUGGAGGGUGAUGGCAACAGAAGAAGAGUACGAGGAUAUCAGAAGCAAGAGCAGCUCUGUAAAAUUUACUUGUGAAUCGAAAGAAGGCCUCACUUGUGAUACCCCAGCUGAUAUAGAGUAUGAUUCAUCCCGGACCUGGGUCAUUGACAAACCAGGACUUCCCAAAACCCCAAGGGGUUUCAAGAGGUACUUGGUUCUCAGGCGAGAUUUCUCCAAGAUGGAUGCCUACUAUAUAAGUCCUACGGGAAAGAAAUUCCGUACAAGGAACGAGAUUGGUGCUUUCAUAGAGGCCAACCCGGAGUACAAAGACGUAAAGCUCGAUGACUUCAACUUCACAUCUCCCAAGGUUAUGGAAGAUACUAUACCAGAGGAUGCACUGAAGAAGAUGCCUGCUGCCAGUAGCAAUGGUGGUAAUAGCAAGAGAAGUAAGAUCACAAAGGAAGAAGCUUGAUUGAAGUAGAAGUUUCCACGGGGGUUUGGUGUGCCCCCUUUCAUGGUGUGGUACCCCUUAUGUUUGUCCUUGGGGUUUGACACGACUCUGUUUAUGUAGAAUGCGCAUUUCUUGUUCUGUUAAUGUUGGAAGUGUGAAAUGAUUUUGUUUGUCUGACCUCUUAACUGUAUUCUGUAAUGAAGUUUUCAUAUGCGAGCCUUAGCGUCUGUUUCCUUAUUCAGUGUCUUGUUUCAUCAUGAUGAAGUGGUAGAGGAGCCUCUGAAAUUCAUUGCAAACAAUGAGGAUUGUAAUUCUCUUUUCUGUUGAAGAGUUGAUGCUCAUGGCGUUAAUUAGUGGUAGCUCCACACCACUGGGAAUUGGGAGCAUU